This is a messenger RNA of Diaporthe batatas, 1980 nucleotides long. RefSeq lists its product as uncharacterized. NCBI's taxonomy places the organism in Eukaryota, Fungi, Ascomycota, Sordariomycetes, Diaporthales, Diaporthaceae. The transcript has a single exon. The record is from RefSeq and is a predicted model, not a curated record. The coding region runs from base 1 to 1980 and encodes 659 amino acids.
AUGGCCUCUGUGCAUCUGACCGCCUUGUGGUCGGCCAUGGCGAGCAUUCGACGCUCACUGGAAUUAGAGCAUCUCCAGACAAGCAACUGCUACCAGCAGAUGCUCAGGACCGAUUCCGCGCUCGAGACUUUGAGUUCUUUGAGGGGGAAUAUGGAGCUCACGCUCCAGUCCCAGGCCGUUUCGGAAGGGGAGCCCCUCAGCGAUGAAGCCGCCACGGAAUGCGAUGUUAUCACGCAGUCCCUCUCCAUUCUCGAAGAACUGGUGGAGAUUGUCGAAACACAGCAGGCAGCCGCGCGGCAUCUGCACCAGCUACGCGCUCGUGCACUCCGCAAGGAAGAUAUAGGCAUAAUGGAUAUGCCGGCCGAGGUGCUGUCGGCGAUCUUCCAGAACUUUCAACCUCCGUUGGAUUUUAGUACUAUAUCACCCUCAAGCUACGAAUACGACGAGGCGGCCGAUGUAGAGACCAUAAAGAGCAUCAGGCUUACAUGCCGUUGGUUCUGCCAAAACAGCUCUCAUCUACUGAUCGCAGGCCUCAGAGUCUCCCCCGAUAGGGCGUCUCUCGAUCGUCUAAAGAGUGUGUCCAGCCACCCAGAAAUAUGGACAGGCGAACGAGUUUUGGAUAUAGACUUGAGAUAUUACUCCGCCCAGAUGGCCGGAGACUUUCGUGCCUUCGCGACCUUGCGCUUGCAGUAUCUUAAAACGAGCCUAAGCUUCCUGGAAACAUGGUUGAACUCCGCCGAUUCCCACUUCUUGAAAAAACAAGAGCCCCCAAUCUCGAGAGAACAAUACCUCAAGCAGCGACCCGACUUCCUGCCGAGGGGUAUGUUAAUCUUGAGCGCCAUAAACGGUAGGCGGCAACUUCGACGCGUCCGGUCGAAAUGGGGGUCUCUCAUCGAUCGAUUGAGAAAAGGAAACUCCGUCCAAGGAUCUGCUCAACCUGACGCGGCCAUACGCGCACUUCAGAGAGGACACAAACGCUAUCAAGAACUGUAUCAGGAACAACAGAGGCUUAUACAGGACGGCUCCUUCGCACGUGCUGUUGCAGAGACCGCCGCCGCAAGCAGGUCCAAGAUAUGGCUCUACAUGUCCGAUGGGAGGCGCUCGACUCCCGAAAGCGAUCUCCACCAGCUUGCCAAAUCAAACUUCUUGUCAUUCAUCGAACCGCAUCACCAGGACCACGCGUUAUCCUAUAUAGCCCAACCUGAUUCAUGGUGGCAUUCGGCGGGGUAUGACAAUCCUGAGGAGCUGCCGCACUCACUUCUCUAUGAGAUACCCCUAGCGAUGCGUAUGGUAGAGACCAAGUUGGCUAAACUCGAAGUCCGCAUGGAUUACCCCGCUCAUAUGCUGGAUCUAAGUAUGUCUGAUGAACAGCUCUCUAGCUUCGAAAAGGCCACCAAAGAUCUCGAGACCUUCAUAUUCUCCCCUAUCCCGGAGCAUGACGACCCUUGGGCCGAUGAUGAGGAUUUGCGGGGACUCUACGCUUAUCUUCGUGCAGCAAUGGGCCGUUCAAUAGUACCGAACUUUCACUUGGACCUUUACGUCGGGACCGAGAAAAUUGACGAUGCUCAGCCUCCAAUUGGACCUCUGGUUUCAGGGUCAACGUCUUCAAAUUGGCAUGGGCUAAAGUCUGCCGUGCUCGCGAAUUUUGAUGUGGGGAUUGAAGAUCUUAAAACACUCACAGACAUGCUUGAGCCCGGAACGAAGCUCCGUCUCAUGAAUACUGAUCUGAAAAGUGGGACAUGGGCUGAAGCACUCGACUGUCUCCGCUCAAAGGUCAGCCAGGAUUCUGAUUCUUGGUUGAUCAAUCCAUCAGGGGCGGAAUGUGUUGGCAUGACAACAAAUGAGUAUCAAGAAAUAUUCCACUCGGGGCUCAGACCCUGGGAAGAAAUUAACGGCGGCGGGGUUGGGAGCAGAGCCACACAGUACAUCAGAUCCGUUGAGGGUGUGGAGAAUCCCCUGCUCAGACAUAACACUGGUUGA